AUGCAAGGAGUUGCUAGUGGGGGCAUCGCCUGCCUCACGCAGAUGUACUUCAUUCACUGCUUUACAGCGAUGGAGUCUGGGAUCUUGGUGACCUUGGCUUUGGAUCGCUAUGUGGCCAUCUAUGAUCCCCUGAGACAUUCCACCAUCCUGACAAAUUCUGUUGUGGCCAAGAUCGGACUAGCCGUGGUGCUACGUUGUGGCAUAAGUGCAUUGCCCUACCCCUUCCUAGUGAGGCGGUGGCCAUACUGCAGAACCAACAUCAUCCCCCACUCCUUCUGUGAGCACAUAACCGUGGUGAAUCUGGCCUGUGCUGACACCCGCCUCAGUAGUUACUAUGGUCUCUUUGUGCUCUUCUCUGUGAUUGGUCUGGAUGUGCUUUUUAUCACCGUGUCCUAUAUCCAGAUCCUCAGGGCCAUCUUCAGCCUCCCCACAAAGGACGCCCGGAUCAAGACUUUUGGGACCUGUGGCUCUCACUUUUGUUGCAUAUUAUCUUUCUACCUUCCAGAAUUCUUCUCCUCCCUCACACACCGGUUUGGCCACAAAGUACCCCUAUAUGUCCUUGUUCUCAUUGCCAAUGUGUAUCUUCUGGUGCCCCCCUUGCUUCACCCCAUCUUCUAUGGGGUGAGGACAAAACAGAUCCGGUAUAGGCUGCUCAAGCUCUUUACUCAUAAAGGGACCUAA
Chelonoidis abingdonii (Abingdon island giant tortoise) is the source of this 681-nucleotide messenger RNA. Its product is annotated as olfactory receptor 52L1-like. Gene Ontology annotation, molecular function: G protein-coupled receptor activity; olfactory receptor activity. The record is from RefSeq and is a predicted model, not a curated record. Gene Ontology annotation, biological process: G protein-coupled receptor signaling pathway. NCBI's taxonomy places the organism in Eukaryota, Metazoa, Chordata, Testudines, Testudinidae. Gene Ontology annotation, cellular component: plasma membrane.